GCGUCUUCCGUCGGCGCGUCGACGUCGAGUGUGUGUACACGUCGAGCGGUAGCAAAGCGAUAGCGGUAGAGCAGUAGUGGUGAUGGAGUAGACCUGUAGCUUGAAAGAUGAUUUCGACCUGUACCUUGGGUGCGUCGUCAUUCAUGCGGGGGGGAGCUCUUUGAGCUGGCGUUCCCUCCGCGUUUCACUGCUCGCGGUCGGUAGAGAGACUGUCUUCUGUUGUAACGAGAGAGAAAGCGCGAGCGGUCGCGCCUCCGCGCCGAGGAACUCGCUUCGUCGCCGCGCCGCGUGCCUCUCCGCCUCGUGCAUGCACGCGGUCAAAUUGUUCGCGCAUUUCUCACCCGCGCAUUCUGUCCAGCUUACGUUCGACUGGUUUCACCGGGGACAUUCGAGAAGUGAGUUAAAAGUGUUUUUUCGUGGCAAGAGCAGCCCGGCAAGCGAAGGGGCUCCGGGACCAAAGCAACAGGAGAGCAUGGGUCCGAUGCCGGAGGCUUCAGGAUCGGGGGUGGUCGACGAGUCGGACUACUCGACCUUCGAAAACAAGUCCGGCCUGGCGGACGACAUGAAGUUCCUCGCGAGCAUGCCGGAACUCUGCGACGUGACCUUCCUCGUCGGCGACACCCGGGAGCCCGUCUGCGCCGUGAAGGCCGUGCUCGCGGCCAGGAGCAGAGUCUUCCACAAGAUGCUGUACCAAGCGCCGAGCCCGCAGCGCAAGAAAGAGCCGCCGGCGCGCGAGAACAAGAUCCGGCUGUUCCUCAAGCGCAGCUCCGAGCCGCUGCUGAACCUGCAGAACGCGGCGCAACAGCGGUCAGGGUUCACGCAGCAACUGGCCCCCAUCCAAGAGCCGCAGUCGAAUCAGCACCACACGCUGAUCAUCGAGGAGUUCGAGCCCGACGUGUUCCGCCAGCUGAUCGAGUACAUCCACACGGGGUGCGUGACGCUGCAGCCCAGGACUCUGCUCGGGGUGAUGAACGCCGCUGAUUACUACGGACUGGACGAGCUCCGGCGAGCCUGCGCCGGCUUCGUCCAGUGCUGCAUAACCGUCGACACCGUCUGCGCCCUGCUGGCCUCGGCCGAGCGUUACAUUCAGUAUAAGUGCACCAAGUCGUUGGUGCAAAAGGUACUGGAGUUCGUCGACGAGCACGGCAACGAGGUGCUGAACCUGGGAUCCUUCACGCUGCUUCCGCAGCACGUAGUCCGUCUGAUCCUCGCCAGGGAGGAGCUGCGCGCCGACGAGUUCACGAAAUUUCAGGCCGCGCUGAUGUGGAGCAAGAAGUACUGCGACAACAACCAGAACACACCGUUGAAGGAGGUGAUUGGCAACUUCAUCGAGUACAUCCAGUUCCACAAGAUCCCAGCCACCGUGCUGAUGCAGGAGGUGAACCCGUUGGGCCUGGUGCCGUCGGAGAUCAUCGUGAACGCGUUGGCUUAUCAGGCAGACCCAACCAGUGUCGACCCCAGGAAACUCUCCCCCCACAGAGUGAGGAGACAGGGCCGCAGCAUGUCGGUCCAGUCGUCGCUGGAUCCGUACGGCAGCAACACGACUCUGAGCUCGAGCGGCUCCGAUGGCGGAUCUGAUCAGAAGCAGCAUUCUGGUAGCAACUAACCUCAGGCC
This is a messenger RNA of Harpegnathos saltator (Jerdon's jumping ant), 1615 nucleotides long. Its product is annotated as serine-enriched protein. The coding region runs from base 308 to 1606 and encodes 432 amino acids. The record is from RefSeq and is a predicted model, not a curated record. Gene Ontology annotation, molecular function: protein binding. The transcript is spliced from 9 exons. Lineage: Eukaryota; Metazoa; Arthropoda; Insecta; Hymenoptera; Formicidae.